Messenger RNA from Brassica napus (rape), 567 nucleotides. RefSeq lists its product as uncharacterized. Lineage: Eukaryota; Viridiplantae; Streptophyta; Magnoliopsida; Brassicales; Brassicaceae. The transcript has 2 exons. The coding region runs from base 78 to 293 and encodes 71 amino acids. The record is from RefSeq and is a predicted model, not a curated record.
UGAGCGAGCAUUGUUGUCGCUCAAAAUCACAGAAGCAGCUAAAACCAUUUGAUCGAUUCGGAGAAGAGAAAGGAAGGAUGGGUGGAGGAAUGGAGACGAACAAGAACAAGUUCAUCGAGGACUGGGGAUCCGCGAGGGAGAAUCUCGAGCACAACUUCCGAUGGACACGUCGCAACUUCGCUCUCAUCGGAAUCUUCGGCAUCGCUCUCCCCAUCAUCGUCUACAAGGGCAUCGUCAAAGAUUUCCAUAUGCAAGACGAAGAUGCAGGCAGACCACAUAGAAAGUUCCUCUGAGGUUCUUUGCGAGAACACUCUCUUCUGCAAAAGGUCUCAGCAUUGUGAAAGUUUCAAGAAGCUGAUGCUUGCACCCUCCUUUUUUGCAUUUUAUUCAGAAUAAAAGAACAUCCCAAGGAUUAUAACUUCUGUUUGAAAAAGUGUGUAAUAAAUUUUGACUUUUCUUUUGAUUUGAAUUUAUAGCAUCUCCAUGAUUUAACAUUUGUAAGUGGUUGAGAGCUUUGGUGUAAUCCAAACAAAAGAAAUGGUUUUAUUGGAUGCAGAGUUUGAUUAA